GGUUCUUCCAUUCAUCUCCCAGGUCUAACGGAGCUGGUUCAACUCUCCUGCGGGGAUUGCAAGGCACAUUACGACAUGGUCACGACGUUGCUAGCAAAGCCACAUCUUCCAGAUCUCUCCGGUAAGACACCAAGACUGUAAACACUUUCCACUUGUUCAUUAAAGUAUUGAACAUAUUCCAUCCUUCCUAGUAGUGCCUCACACCUCAUGAUGCUGGCGACAUGCCUUGCCUGUGUGUGCCUCCUUCUGGCCACAGCAAUAAAAACAUCAGCCUCACCCAUCCACCGAGAUCAAAAGAUCUUCGAAUUCCCAGACGCGACCAUCAUCGAGCCCGACCUCUCCCAGACGUCAGCUAUUCGAGAUACACUAAUCGCCAACAAGAUCAUUGGGGAUGUUCUCGAUGAUUUCGAGCCCUCAUACUACAUCGAAAUUGACUAUCCGUCCACUCAUGACAAAGUUGUUCUCGGCAACGACAUCCCUGUGGACGCUGUUUCGGAGAGACCUGUCUUCAACUUCUUCUCAAUGAAGCCUUCCUCCGUUGAAACGAUGAACUCGACGUUCACCCUCGUUCUCACUGAUCCCGAUGCAAAGUCCCGCGACAAGCCCAAAUGGAGUGAAAUGUGUCAUUGGAUCCUAACCAAUUUGACGACACCAACCCCUGGGCCACCUCCGGGAACCCUCCACGCCAAACCAGGAGAAAUCAUGGAAUACCUGCCUCCAGGCCCGCCGCCAAAGACCGGAGCUCAUCGUUAUGUGUUUGUCCUUUUGGCAGGAGACUCGUCCAACCUGAAGGCACCCAAGGACCGUAAGCACUGGGGUUAUGGUAAGGUUCGACACGGGGUGCGAGACUGGGCCGAAGAAAAUGAUCUGAAGGUGGUGGGCGCCAAUUUCUUCUUUGCACAAAAUGAAAAGCAAUAAAAGCUGGACGGUCAUGAUUUUGUUCCCGAUCUUGUACCUGUACUCAUAGCACAAAAUUUUCAUCGAGCCUGGUAUUCUUCAGGAGGCUCAAUUCCGCAAGACUUCUCG
Exophiala oligosperma is the source of this 1026-nucleotide messenger RNA. RefSeq lists its product as uncharacterized. The record is from RefSeq and is a predicted model, not a curated record. The transcript has a single exon. Gene Ontology annotation, molecular function: phospholipid binding; peptidase inhibitor activity. The coding region runs from base 208 to 918 and encodes 236 amino acids. Gene Ontology annotation, biological process: regulation of Ras protein signal transduction; regulation of proteolysis. Lineage: Eukaryota; Fungi; Ascomycota; Eurotiomycetes; Chaetothyriales; Herpotrichiellaceae.